UGUCAGAGCAGUAAUACACAUCAUUUCCAAAACCCAUUAUAUUAAUAAACAAGUUAUUAUCUUUCUUGUUUUCUCUUCAUCAAGAAAGACACAAAAUGAAAAAUCCCCUCUUUUAUUAGAACCCAGAAGAAAUAUUGUAUAGAGACCAAAAAAAGUUGGUGAUGUCAUCUUCCCGAUGGACGCUGAUGGAUCUACCGUCGUACCUGUCGUCAUCGUGGGUGUUCCGGUGGCCGGAGGUGAACCUAUCAUUCCUGAACUCCGGUUGGAACAUGAGACUGUUGUCGCUGUCUGGUAAUUUCUCAAUCAUCGAUGAUCUGUUGUGGAGUUUGAUAUCGGUUGUUGAAUCUAUGGCUAUUGUAGCUACGCUAUGUUGCUACUUCUUGUUAUGCGGUUGUACGCUUUGAGUAUUCCAUUUUCUCAUUAUUUAAUUUUCUAAAACUUUUGUCGCGAAUUUAGUUACCAAAUGAAAAUCUCUGUAAAAUAAAAUAAAAUGAUGAAUUUCGUGACA
Molecule: messenger RNA, 508 nt
Organism: Raphanus sativus (radish)
Lineage: Eukaryota; Viridiplantae; Streptophyta; Magnoliopsida; Brassicales; Brassicaceae
Exons: 1
Coding region: 162-404 (80 amino acids)
Source: RefSeq, a predicted model, not a curated record